This is a messenger RNA of Aphanomyces invadans, 2823 nucleotides long. RefSeq lists its product as hypothetical. The transcript has a single exon. The record is from RefSeq and is a predicted model, not a curated record. The coding region runs from base 9 to 2765 and encodes 918 amino acids. Gene Ontology annotation, cellular component: small-subunit processome; nucleolus. NCBI's taxonomy places the organism in Eukaryota, Oomycota, Saprolegniomycetes, Saprolegniales, Verrucalvaceae. Gene Ontology annotation, biological process: rRNA processing.
GCUUCAAGAUGGCUCGGAAAGCAGGGAAAGGCAAGGCCGCUGGGAAGAAGCGGAAGGCACCGUUGGAUGUGUAUGAGCACGGAGAUGAGGAUGAUCUAAAGGAACAACGAGAAAACGAUCGCAUGGAUGUUGACGGCGUCUACGAGUACGAAGCUCCUGAAAAGAUUAGCCGAGACCAGGACAGUGAAAUCGACGAAGACGAAGCGUUCAACUCGGACGACGAAGCCACAUUUGGCAACUUUUUUAGUGGAAAGAAGGAAGCACAUGUCGGUAAGACGACGGCACAUGAAUCGGACGAUAACACGGUCGACGACGAUGAAGACGAUGAUGGCGGCGACGGCGAUUUGUUGUCGGACAUGUUGGGCACGGCACCUGCGCCUCGCUUGGACACUGUCGACGAUUCCGCUGACGACGACGAUGACGACGACGAUGAUGAUGAAGAUGACGAGAAGCAUGCGUCGCUCUUGAAUAUGGUGCACAGCUUGGCCAAGGGACCCAAGCGCAAAGUCACCCACGCCGAAGCUACCGAGGACGUUGCGCCGUCUGCGUUUAGCAAGAAGUUGGGUGGAUCUGCAUUAACGUUGGAGGGACUUCUUGGCGCAUCCAUGGCGGGUUUGCCCGGCGAUGACGACGAAGGGGCUGCGAACGACGAAGGUGCGCAGAGAUCCGGCACGUUUGUGUCGUUGAAGAAGCAGCUCGCGAGUCUCGAAAAAGACGACAGCAGGUUGCAAGCCCCAGUCGCGCCCGUCGUAGAGGCCCGUGCGUCGCGGAAAGUGGCGUACGCGGACAAGAAGAAACAGAUGGACGUGUUCCAGCCCGUGAUAAAGGCAAAUCGGGAAAAGGAAACCCUCGACUUUCGCACGCAGGGCAACCAGCGCGUUGAAAACAUCACGGUCGCGUCGCUCACAUCCAAGUUUGUACCGGAGAAGCCGAUGGAGAACGAUGUGGCGGCGCUUUUGGAAGCGAGCGGGUGGAGCGACAAGUCGAUCUUGAAAGAGGAGGCGGCCGAGUUGGCCGCUAACGAAAUCUCGGUAGAUGAGGUUCGCGCGCGCCAGGGCGAACUCGCCAAGAUGCGCGCCAUGAUGUUCUAUCAAGAGCAAAAAAACAAGCGAAUCAAAAAAAUCAAGAGCAAGCUCUACCACAAGAUCCGCAACAAGCAGGAAGAUCGGAAGGAACGAAUGGCAUUGCGGGAAUUGGACCCCGAGUUCGCCGCCCAAAUGGACGCUGAGGAUGCCGAGAAGCGCGCGGAAGAGCGCAUGACCCUCAAGCACACAAACACAUCCAAGUGGGUCAAGCACCAGCUCGCCAGAGGCAUCAACGCAGAUCAAGGCACGCGAUCUGCAAUUGCCGACCAGCUGCGGCGCGGCGACGACCUUCGGAAGAAAAUGCAGUCGGUUAACCCUGACAGCGACGACGACGAGAGCGACGAUGACGAUGACCAUGCGUCGCUCGACGGUAUGACGGAAACCGAGAAGCUCCAGCAUCGGCUCCAGAAGAAAGCAGCAACGCUCGUGAUGGAUAUCGAAGCGGACUCGCAGUCGACGGAAAAAGCCAAGGGGUUGCAAGGCAUGAAGUUCAUGCAGAAGGCGGUAGAAAAACAACGAGAGAGGGCACUCGAGGAAGCGGAAGCGCUGUUGAAGGAACUUCGCGGAGACGGCGGCGCGGACAACACGGACGAUGAAACAGCCGUGGUGGCCAAGCCCCCUCCCAAGAAGAAGGUCAAAGCAACGCCUGCCGAUCACAAGAGCGUCGAAAAGGAUAUGGUACAAGGCACGCAACAGAUGAAAUCCGUCAUGAUGGAUAAAUCGCACAAAACCCGCGUCUCAUCGGCGAUCAAGGUCAACUUUGACGACGACGAAUCAACUCCUGUCGGUGUCGUGGAAGCCGCCAUCGACAACGACGACGAGUCGGUCGUGGCGUCGGCUGUGCCAGAGGAGAACCCGUGGUUGAGUGGAUCGAAAGUCGGCAAGAAGCGCCGCAAACGCCAUGGGAAAAGCAAAACCGAAGCCGCAACGUCCGUGGCGACAGCCAUGGCGUCGCUUGCCGCCGAGUCUUCCUCAGCGACAGAGGCAAGUCCAAUGUUACCGUUGAACGCAUUGAACAAGAAGCGGAAAGAGGCGUCGGGUGACAGCCCAGCAGCGCCCGAGACCAGUUCCGAAGACACCCCCUCAAACAAGAAAGCCAAAACGGCGGCCAAACCUCCUUCGGCGCAAGAAGAGCUCGUGCGCAAGGCGUUUGCUUUUGCCGAAGAUACAGAAAACGAGAUUCAAAAGGAGAAGGAUCUUCUGGCCGCACGCGAUGCUGACGUAAAAGUCGGUGCCGAGGUCGCGCGGCUGACAGGCAUGGAAGGCUGGGGCAGCUGGGCUGGGCAAGGUAUCAAACCAUCCAAGCGCCAGAACGCACGAUUGGCCUUGGCGCAGCGUAAGGUGGUUGAAGCAACCGAGGCCGCGUUGGCCAAGCGGAAGGAUAGCAAGAUGGAGACUGUCCUGAUCAACGAAAAGAAGGACAAGAAGGCCGCCAAGUUCAUGGUGUCGACCGUCCCGUAUCCGUUCACGUCGCGCGAGCAGUACGAGCUCGCGAUGCGGAAUCCCCUGGGAAGCGACUGGAACACCGCGCGUGCGUCCAACGCGCUGACAGUUCCAGAGGUCAUGACGCGUGCCGGCAAGAUGAUUGAACCGCUGCGACUCACGAACGAGCAGAAAGCGCCAGCCAAAGUCCAGUCUAAGACAGCCAGGCAAGGCAAGCUUCGCAAGGCAAAAUUUUAAUUAGGCAAGCAUAUCCAAUCCCAAAGGUGGAUGCUAUUAAGCAAGCCGUGGUUCGUAC